AGAGAGGUUAUACACACGCGUUCGACGUGUUUCCUUCGGCAAGAUGCCGAAAGAAAAAAGAAUAAGAACUAGUGAUAUAUGGACCUUGUUCACUGCUCUUAACAGUGAAUUUGCAAUGUGUAAUAUGUGCAAACAUAAACUUUCAUACAAAAGCACAACAAAUAAUUUAAGAAAACACAUCUUAGCGAGACAUCCAACAGUUGCUUUACCUACAAAUAAAGUACCUGCAAUUAAUUCAGCAUUCAGCAAUCAAAAUGAGCAUAUAUCUUUAUCAUGUUUGGCUGAAGAGAUGAUUGAUGAACCUGAAUCAAUUUCAAGCAGUUCCACACAUAAUAAUUCUACAAUAUCUUUCACAUUAAGAAAGAAUUCGAUAGACAGUAUGUCAACCACUUCAGAAGAUACUAACAAGAGUGAAAUAGGUAGAAAUAAUGCAUUAAUAUUAGAAAAUAAGUUUAUUUCUCAGCGUGAGAACAUCUUAUCAUAUAUACCAAAAAAACUUUCUGAUUUCCAUCCAUUCCGUAUUGUAGAAGAAAAAUCAUUUAUAGAAUUUAUUAGAGCACUAAAUCCAAACUAUCAAAUCCCUUCAAGGCAUUUUAUUUCUAAAACGGCAAUACCAAGUCUUUAUGAAGAAUGUCUAAUCUACACUAAAGACCUGAUCAAUUCUGGCUUAAGUUUUUGUUUAACUACUGAUUGUUGGACGUCAAGAAAUACUGAAAGUUACAUUGCUGUAACAGUUCAUUUUAUUAAUGAUAAUUUUGAAUUAAUAUCUGUGUUAUUAGAAUGUUCAACAAUGUCUACAAAUCAUACAAGUAAAAAUUUGGCACAUGAAAUAAGAAGAAUUGUACAUGAAUGGGGUAUUGAAAAAAAAAUUCUGUUAGCAGUAUCAGAUAGUGCUAAUAAUAUAAAAAGUGCUAUUUCUAAAGAACUAGGAUGGAAGCACUUUAGUUGUUUUGCUCAUACUUUAAAUUUAAUUGUUAAUGAUGCUCUACACACAGAUGGAAUUACUGAAAUUUUAGAGAAAAUCAAAAUUAUUGUUGGCCAUUUUAAAAGGAGUUAUAUCUCAAAUGAGAAACUGAUGUUAUUUCAAAAAAAUAAUGGUGAUCAACCUUUAAAACUUAUUCAAGAUGUACCUACUAGAUGGAACUCUACUUAUUUUAUGUUAGAAAGAUUUUCCAAACUCGAAACUGCUAUUCGUAGUACUUUAGCUGUAUUAGAUAAAGACCUUCCAAUACUUACAGUGGAAGAAUGGAAAAUAAUUAAUGAAUUGUGUCAGGUAUUGAAGCCAUUUGAAGCAGUAACAAAAACAAUUAGUGGACAAAAAUAUUGUUCUGCUUCCCUAAUCAUUCCAUUAACGAAUGGUUUACAAAAUAUAUGUACAACUUUACCAAAAAAGAAUUUUUCACCUAUUCUAUUGAAUGUAAUUUCUAAACUUCAAAAUGGCUUUCAUGUGAGACUUGGAAAUAUAGAGAGUAGUACUACGUUAUCAAUAUGUACAUUUUUGGAUCCUAGAUUCAAAAUGUUAGCUUUUUCUAACACAAGCGCUGCUGAACAUGCAAAAAAAAUAGUGGUUUCAUCAUUAAUGAACAGUAUGGAUAUUGAACACACAAGAUAUACUAAUAUAAAUGCAAAUAAUAGGUCAUUAAAUCAAAAUAAAUCAGAAGACGAAUUAUCUGUAUGGUACAAGUUUGAUAACAUUGCUCUUUCUAAACCGACAAAAACGCCUAUGUCCAGAGCUUUAAUUGAAAUUCAACGAUAUGUUGAUGAUGUAGAAAUACUUCCACGGCAAGAAAAUCCAAAUAGUUGGUGGAAAGAAAAUGCACAAUAUUUUCCAUAUCUUUCAAAUUUAGCAAAAAGAUAUUUGUGUGCUUUAGGAACAUCUGUUCCAUGUGAAAGACUUUUUUCAAAGGCAG
Molecule: messenger RNA, 1910 nt
Organism: Trachymyrmex cornetzi
Lineage: Eukaryota; Metazoa; Arthropoda; Insecta; Hymenoptera; Formicidae
Product: zinc finger BED domain-containing protein 1
Exons: 3
Molecular function (GO): protein dimerization activity; DNA binding
Source: RefSeq, a predicted model, not a curated record